AACCUUUUUAUUCUUACCAAAAUGACCAUAUGAGCUGCUAUAUUACAUCAUAUAGAAAUACUAAUCAUGCAAUGUUAUUUUUUAUAUCAAUUGCAGCAACAAAAGCAUAAAAUUGUGAGGAGGAAAAAGAAGGAUACAUAUGAUGAUUUUUUUGAUCAUGAUGAUUUGGACAAGCUGCCACCCAAUUUGCCUCCACCACUUAAGACGUUGGCCACAUGGGCUAAUGAUAACUUAAAGGAUGGGAUCACCAUCCACACAACCUUAGGCGAGGAAUUAUUUGGAUAUCGAAAGAAGGUCGCCAUCUUCAGAAGGGAUGUGUAUGCCAUGACCAACAUGGAGGAGGUUUCUGCCGGCUGCGUUGUGAUGUAUAUGAGCUUCCUUUAUCAAGUGUUGAAGAAAUCGAAGAUGCUUGACAUGAUUGGCUUCGUAGAUCCUGCUAAUACUGGUGUCAUUGGCUGUGGAAAUCCGACUGAACGGGCUCGUUCGUUGUCAGUUUCUUAUGAAAGAGGGAAGCCUGGUCAGAUUUUUUUGGUCCCCUAUAAUUCAGGCUGUCAUUGGAUGUUGACGGUGGCGAACCCCACUGAAGAAGUUGUGUAUUUUAUGGAUCCGCUAAAGAGGCGACUCAUCACCGGUGAAUGGAGAACUAUUGUGGACAACUCCAUCAAAAUAUUCAAUGCCCAAAAACAUAGGAAAGGCCGAAAGACUGUUCAAUGGAAAAACUGUGCAGGCAUUCCGGAGCAGAUGGGUGAUAAGACUUGUGGAUAUUGGAUUAUGCAUUACAUGAGGGAUAUAGUAGAGGACAAAAACCAAGAGUGGAGUGCUAAGUGGGAAAGAAAAGCAAAUCACUAUUACACAAUGGAGAAUGUUGAUGUUGUCCGGGCAGAGUGGGCAAAGUAUGUUAUGAAGUUCAGAGAUAACUAGUGCAUGUGUAGGUUUAUUAACUAGUGCAUCAACUUUUGGACAUGGAUAGUUGAUAUAUAUAUAUAUAU
Rosa rugosa (rugosa rose) is the source of this 989-nucleotide messenger RNA. RefSeq lists its product as uncharacterized. The transcript is spliced from 6 exons. Gene Ontology annotation, molecular function: cysteine-type peptidase activity. Gene Ontology annotation, biological process: proteolysis. Lineage: Eukaryota; Viridiplantae; Streptophyta; Magnoliopsida; Rosales; Rosaceae. Bases 67 to 921 code for a protein of 284 amino acids. The record is from RefSeq and is a predicted model, not a curated record.